This is a messenger RNA of Amaranthus tricolor (Joseph's coat), 1469 nucleotides long. RefSeq lists its product as uncharacterized. The coding region runs from base 89 to 1315 and encodes 408 amino acids. The transcript has a single exon. NCBI's taxonomy places the organism in Eukaryota, Viridiplantae, Streptophyta, Magnoliopsida, Caryophyllales, Amaranthaceae. The record is from RefSeq and is a predicted model, not a curated record.
GAUUGUUUUCAUUAAUAGUUAGUCCAUAGGAAAUAUACCUAUCCCACAAUAGAAACUUGCUAUGUCCAUCUAAUGGAAGAAUGGAACCAUGUUACAAUUUAGGACCAAUAUCCAAUGCACCACCAACAAACUCUCAACCAUUUUUACCAACCAAAUUUACUUUACCUCCAAAACUAUAACCUUAAAGAUGGAACCCCAACAACAUUCCAAGAGACCCAUUUGCCCAACUUGUACAAAACCUCUUGGUCUUUGUCUUUGCACUAGAAUUAAGACCCCAAAUCUUAACAAUAAAGUGCAUGUCACCAUUCUCCAACAUAGUUUAGAGAAGAAUCACCCCCUUAAUUCUGCUAGAAUUGCUAAACUCGGCCUGAGAAAUGUUGAUGUUUAUACUGUCACUGAUGUUAUGUUUGAAGCUCAGUUUAAUGUUGUACCAUUGAUGGAAAGGAAUGUGGAAACUUUGGUAGAAGGAGAAUGCACACCAAGUGUUUGUGAAAAUGCCCAUGAGAGUGUGGAAUUUGACAGAAGUUUAGGAGUUAGAAGAUAUGGAAAAAGAGACUUUGAUCAGUUUUCUGAUCUUGAUUCAGGAAAUGGGUCUGUUGAUAUUUCCGAUUUUGAGCAUUUUUCGAAUUCCUUGCUAGGAAACAUCGACGAAAGUCGCAACUUUGAUGGAUCUUUGAUCAAGAAAGAUGAUCAUUUACUUGAGCAAUGUGAGGAUCAUAAAGCUUUAUUGAGUAUGAAAAUUGGUAAAUAUGGUGAAAUUAGCAGUAUUUCACAUCAUUGGAAUCGUGAAAAUGAAGAAAAAACGACUAAAAUCGAGCAUUUGCUCACCGUUCCAGAGAUUAUUGAAUCUCUAGCAGGAGGGUUUGCGGUGAAGAAGCUGCAAAAGAAGCAGAAAAUUGGUAGUCUUGAACUAGAACAAUUUGUAGAGUUUGAAAUAACAGUUCCUCCUGGAUCAGUACUCCUAUUUCCGACCCAAAAAGCAGUGCCAGCCGAAGCUAUUGACUUCGAUGUGAAGAACUUGAUUGUAUUGGACGGAACAUGGCCGAAAGCAAAUAGAAUGUAUAAUGAGAAUCCAUGGCUGAGAAUUCUACCAUCUGUGAGGUUAGAUGUGCAGAAAAUGAGCUUGUUUAAAGAAGUCAGGCAUCAGCCUAAACCCGGAUAUCUGUCCACCAUUGAGAGCGUUGUGUAUGCACUCAAGGAACUGGAAGGAAGUCAGAAAUUGGUGGGUUUGGGCAACUUACUGGAUUGUUUUGCGUCCAUGGUUGAAGAUCAGAGACGAUGCAAGGAUGAUCGACUAAAGAAGCUUUCUAUAUGAUGUUACUUGUGAUGUCUAUGUCAUAUACUACUGUUUUUGAGUACUUCAGAACCAUGAUCCAUCUUUGUAGCUGGAACUAGUCAUGAAUGUUGAUUGUUAAUUCAUAUUAUCGACUUGUUGGACUAACUAGUAAAAGGAGGUUAGAGGGACCCAA